AUGCAUUCCUUUCCGCUGUAUCGCAGAGUCCACGAGAUUUCGGUGAUCGACGACGAUGGGUGGAUCCCAUUGCUUCACUCCGAAAGAGGCGUGAACAUGGAACUCACCGAAUCCACUCCGAUUUUUUUAUCGAAGGAGGUCUUUGCAGAUCAGCGUCGACAACACUUUAUUCGAAAUCUAUUUCGAUGGUACAUUUCGCAUAUGCCUCCUCCGCUUUCCUCGUCUCUUUUGCUGUCUCACAGCUAUUUCGAGUCUGUUCUCGCGCAGUACUCUCUCGAUUCAGCACAGCAAGAACUUUCCCUUCAACUCAGUAAAGGGUAUCUCCAAUUUCCCCAAUUCCGAAACGAUCUCCGUUUCUUUUUAAACUACAUCGAUUGCCAUCUUCGGCAAGGCCGACUCCAAGAAGCCGAACGUGUGACUCGAGGGACGCUGGCUCAAAUCGACCACUUAGGAAGCAACGCGCAGCGCUAUUUGCCCAGCGUGGUCUAUCGCUUGGUUCGCAUUCUGCUGGUAAAUCAAGCGAUUCUCGUACCAACCCAAGUGGAAGGAAGAGUGGAAAUGGUGCAGCUUUGGCCGAUCGAAACUGUAGCGCAAAUCGUCGAGGAAAUGAAACGGUUUCUGCUGAAUGAUGUAUCGCGCGAUAGCGAUACUUUGGAGCGAAAGCUGGCGUAUUUGAUGAGUAUUGAAAGCGAUCGAUUGAAGGCAACGGAGUUCGCAGAGGCUUCAGGUGAGAGGGCGUUGAUCAAAGAUUCAUUCAGAGGUGUAUUGUGUGUUUGGAGACAUCGCAGCGCUUUCGAUGAUCGUCGCGUAUGCAAGUCGAGGGCUUCCCGGACUUCUGGAUUCAAGAGAACUGAUUUUCCAUUUCCUAUCGAAUUCGGAGGAUGA
Molecule: messenger RNA, 885 nt
Organism: Blastocystis hominis
Lineage: Eukaryota; Bigyra; Opalinata; Blastocystidae
Exons: 3
Coding region: 1-885 (294 amino acids)
Source: RefSeq, a predicted model, not a curated record